UUGCCUUGUGGCUGCCGCUGCUGACUCGUGAACGGUAUGUGCAAAGAAGAGUUUUGUGCCAAUAACAUUGGAGUUUUGCUUGUUUCUGUGUGAUGUGGUGUGUCGAAGUAAGCUUUUCUGGCUGCGACAUGGGUGCUUUGUGAUAUGUGACCAGUGAAUUGUGUUAUAUUUGUGAUGAGUAAGGAUUACACCGAAUAUCUAUAGAGGAUUAUUUACUUUUAGUCGCCGCGUAAGUUCAGUGCAGGAUAAUUAUUGUUUGGCAACCCAAGCUGGGAAAAUUCUGCUCAAAGAGUGGAUAAGAUGCAGUGUUUGGAGUUGUCGGGCGCCGCGGGGCAGGGACUCGGCGGCGGGGCCCGGACUAGCGCAUGGCGACCCCAAUGAGAUCCAGCUCGCAAGAAGCGGGCCACCGAGCGAGGGUGGCGGACUCCAGGAGCGGGAACGCCACGGCGAAGCCAGACACCGCUACGACGACUACCCAGCCCUCGAACUUCGAAUACGAUGACAACGAGUGGGAUAUAGGCAUCGGGGAUCUGAUCAUCGACUUGGAUGCGGACAUAGAGAAGACCAACGAGGUUGCGACCAUCAGCCAGCAGACGAACACCGUGAUGGCGGCGAAUGCGGGGGGCGGGCCCCAGGCCUCUAAAGCGGCGGCCACCGCCAAGAUGCACAUCGAGCACUCGGCCACCACCGAUAAAGGCCUCAAAAUGAAAAUCAAACGAACCAAACCGGGCACCAAGACGUCGGAAGCGAAACACGAAAUCGUCAAGUCCAACGAACAGAACGGCAGCGUUGACCAGGCGGAAAUGAAGGGGGCUGCGAUGUCCACGGGUAAGCACGCCGUCACCGCCUCCAACGCCGCCUCUCCGGCCUCGGCGUCCUCCAACAGUUCGUCGGGCAACAGCAAGCGCGGUUCGAGCGGUCACCGCAGAGACAAGGCACGGGAUAAGCACGGUUCCUCCUCAUCGUCGUCGUCAUCCUCGUCGUCCUCAUCUUCCUCCUCUUCAUCGUCGUCUUCGACCUCUUCCUCAUCUUCCUCCUCCAACGACAAGCCCAACCCCAACCCCAAGGCGGUCGUCCAACCGAACCCUAACUCCAGUGCUGUGAGUGUGUCCGUGGCCGAGAUGAACGGUAUCAUGCGAGUGAGUGUUCCUCAGUCGGGGCCGCCACGGUCUGUGUUCCCGGCUAGUACUGGUCCCGGACCCCCGCAGGGGGCCGCGUCGGGGCCGUCCCCGGGCCCGCCGCCCAGCCCAGCAGCCGCCACUGCCCAAGGAUCCGCAGCGAAACCGGAACAAGCCAAGGUGGGUGCUUCUACCGCGGUCCAGAUGCAGCCUUCCAUGCCCACAGACGACAGAAGUUCAUCGCCACCACCUGCCAAAAAGCUCAAAAUCGAAAAUAAGGAGUUAUCAGAUGCCUGUGUGGGUACCAGUGUUGGAACUAUAACCGAACCCGACUGCUUAGGACCUUGUGAACCUGGUACCAGCGUGACCCUUGAAGGCAUAGUCUGGCACGAGACUGAAGGAGGAGUUUUGGUGGUUAAUGUGACAUGGAGAGGGAAGACAUAUGUUGGGACCCUACUGGACUGCACAAAACAUGACUGGGCCCCACCUCGAUUCUGUGAUUCACCCACAAGUGACCUGGAUAAUCGUACACCAAAAGGUAGAGGUAAGAGAGGGCGUUCGGCAGCUGCUGCAACACCUAGUACUGAUCUUAGCAACUUCACAGAGACCCGGUCAUCGGUGCACAGCAAAUUAAGGAAUGGAGGGGCAGGAGUGAAGGGCCGCCGAGGAGCCGCCAAUGGAUCAGGACCAUCCACCGCCCCGUCGUCUCCGACACCUUUCGUGCCUCCCAGACCAGAGCCCAGCAACAAGAGAAAAAACCGAGGGGAAGAGGAACCCUCCCAGGCCACCAGUGUUCCCGGAAAGAAAACAAAAGUCGUCAUUCCUCCCCCUUCCCUCCCUGUUCCAACGACUACUACCCCUUGCGGAAGUCCUCCCCCCUCCCCCAUACUGCUGGAGUGCCCGGAGCCUAAUUGUUCUAAAAAGUACAAACAUAUCAAUGGUCUAAAAUAUCAUCAGUCGCAUGCUCACGGUUCAGCAGACGACGAUGAUACAAAAGACGUUACGUCGAUGUCAGAGAAUGACGAGUCUAAUAUCGAAGCUCCUAGUCCUGCUACCCCUAUUAAAUCACCUGACAAGAGCCAGGACAGUCCGAUGACACCACAAAAGAAGGAGACUGAACUUCCACUGUUGUUACGUGGCUCAAACUUGUUAGACGUUCCAAGUCAGCCGGCCACUCCUCGCAGUACACCUCCCUCUCCUGCUACUCCCCAAAGUAUACAGGAAUUACCUCCAGUAGCCAGCUCACCUACUGUGCCUAUAGUCGACUCCAAGAAUGUUGUCAAGCCUGGUGUUCUUCGAUAUACAACCCCUGAAGAGUACUCGGUCGGUGUAUUUUCAGGAAGCAAACCUCAGGUUCAAGGAACACCAUUGACAAAUUCAGGUCCACUUCCAGCAGGGCGUACUGCUCCUGUUGCAAUACCUUCUGCUGAUCAGGCAAACACACAGACUGAAAUCAAUGCUCAGCCACAGUCUUUCUCCAGCCAAUUGCAAUCUCAAGUGAACAUGCCCUCCCAGCAGUUCACUCAGCCUCCAACCAUCAUUAUCCCCAACCAGAAUAAUCCAAGCCACCCCCAGAUGCAGUCACAGAUGUCUCCACACCCCCCACAGUCCCCCAAUCCUGCCUCAAAAAUAACACAGUUCAAAGUGAAGCCUGCCUCCGCUCUUAUGCCUGAUGACAAGAAGCAACAGCAAAACAGUAGCAAUAGCAUCAAAGCGCAGACUUUUAACAAGAAGAAGAACAGGAAGUCUCCAGCUGGCAGUCCACAUCCGCCCCAACAGGAACAACCAAUGUUCGGAAUUGAACAGCCUGGGCGAGAUGAAGUGCAAAGUCCUGCUUACUCUGAUAUUUCAGAUGAUGGUGCUCCGGUAAUGGAUGCCGAAGUAAACGAUAAAAACAAAAAUUCCGAUAAAAAGACUGAAUCAGGACAGACCUUGCCACAUAUGUCGCAGUAUGGUAUGUAUCCUUUCUAUAGCCAGCCGCCGCACCAGUACCUCGUUCCAUCAGUGCAGCAGCAGUCUCAGCAGGAAAAUAAGCCAAAGGAGCCUGAGAAACAAAGUGAGAAAGUAAUAGAGAAAGAUGGUAAGAAAGAUGGAUCUGAAUACCCCCAAAAAGUUUUACAACAACAUUAUUACCCUUACGGUUAUAUGCCAGGAUACCCAUACAAUAUGGACUCCAACUAUGGAGGUGUACCUUUGGUCCAAGAAGACAAGAUGAAGGAAGAGAGAGUGAAGGAAAAUCCCAGUCCCAUUGAGCAAGCUGUGAAGCAGCCGACACCUAUACCUAAUCCAAUUCAAGUACCAACACCUGGGAAGGUAAAAGCUGAAUCAAGCCUCAAAGAUAAACAUCAGAAUGAGAACCAUCUGAUUCUGAAGGAGAGUAUAGAAAUGAAAAAUCAAAUGAAUUCGUAUAUGUAUUCUCGACAGCCCCAACAACAGCAACAGCAGCCUCAACAGCAGCAACACCAUAACCAGAGAGAAGAAGACGUACGAAGGUACUACGUUUAUUCAGAACAGAGGCGAAAGGAGCAGCAGCCUAUACAAGAACAUAAAAGCAGUUCAACGUCAAACAAAAUCCCUCUUCCACAAAGUCCAAAUCUGAAAGCCAAGGAAAUAAAAAUGGAAGAGAAGAAAGAGAAAGAAGUGAAGCAGGAGGGAGUGAAACCAACCAUGGAAACUCAAGGUCCACCGCCACCUCCUACAUCCCAGUACGCUUACAUUCAUCCCAGCUAUAUGCAACAAGCACAUUACGGUGCUCUCCCUUUCGACCCUAACCACCCUAUGUAUAGGGGCAUCAUGGUACCAGGUCCUUACAGUGGUAGUCCUUAUUUACAUGCACCCAUUCAAAGGUACCAUGCACCAGAAGAUUUAUCGAGGGCUCCCCCUCCGACAAAGGCAUUAGAUAUGCUGCAGCACCACGCUCAGUACUAUUCCUCGCAUAAAAUUCAUGAACUCCAAGAGAGAGCAAUAAAAUCCCCUACCCCAAAGACCUCGAUGGCCAGUUCAAGUCCCUCAACAAAUAACAGUGGGCCCCCUCCGGUACAGGCCUCAGCGCAAAUGAGUGCCCCUCCAACUUCCCAGCCCACUAAUACAACUCCUUCUAGUGGGAAACAGACACCUGGAGAGAAUAAAGAAACUCGAUCUCCACCUCCACAGCGGCACGUCCAUACUCACCAUCACACCCAUGUGGGUCUUGGUUAUCCAAUGUAUCCAGCCCCCUAUGGAGCCGCAGUAUUGGCGAGUCAACAGGCAGCAGCUGUGACAGUGAUUAACCCGUACCCAACCAAAUGAGUGCCCAGACUGAAGGAGCAGUGUUGUAGUGACUAAUGCAUUCCAUAGUUGUGUCUUGUUAACUAGUGUGCACCGCUGUUGUAUCCCAUUGACUUUGUUUCUAGAUCCACAGCUGUUUUGCGAUUGCAAUGCAAGCGUGUUGUAAAUGAUUAUUUUCAAUGUAAAUAGUGUAAAGGCAUAAUGUCUUUUAAAGUCAUAAAAUAGUUAAAUACUUUGUAGUAGACUGAUACUUGACCUAUUAGGUACUGUGUAUUUUUUAAUGUAAAUCUGUCUUCUUUUAUUAUUAUAUGAAAAAAUUAAUAAGAUUAGAUAUAACUUUUUAUUUUUAUUAAAUACUCCGUUCCAGUUUUAGUGGAAUGAUGUAUAAUUAUAAACAAUUUUUUUUUACUUAAAACAAUUGCAGUCUGUACAUCUUGUAAUAUUCUGUAAAUAUCACAUGGCAAAUCUCUUUUAUAAAUUUGCAUGGCCCAUUUUAAUUUGUACAUGCAAAGCUUGUGUAUAUUAGGCUAAAUUUUUGUUAUAAUUCUUUUUUUAAAUAAAUGUAUAUUUAUAUUCUAAUCUAUUUUUAAUUUUAUUUACGUUGUGAUAAAAAAUACACCGUUCAAAAUUUUAAUAAGUAACGUUUACAAAUAUUUGUAGAAAAUUACUGCCUGUACAGACUACGAGAGGCUUUACUGUAAAGUUGCUUAAUAAAAAUAAUUGAACCAA
This is a messenger RNA of Anoplophora glabripennis (Asian longhorned beetle), 5114 nucleotides long. Its product is annotated as zinc finger protein 608-like. The transcript is spliced from 8 exons. Bases 366 to 4406 code for a protein of 1346 amino acids. Gene Ontology annotation, biological process: regulation of transcription by RNA polymerase II. Gene Ontology annotation, cellular component: nucleus. The record is from RefSeq and is a predicted model, not a curated record. NCBI's taxonomy places the organism in Eukaryota, Metazoa, Arthropoda, Insecta, Coleoptera, Cerambycidae.